AUGCAUCCUUGUGUUUUUAUAAUAUUCUCACUUCUCUUCCUCUGUUUUGAGACUACAACUGCCAACCAAUUGGCAGCAGUGGGAGGAGGAGAUGAUAAUGGCACUGUGAACAAGUGUUUUGAGAAGGAGAAAGAUGCUCUCCUUCAUUUCAAAUCACUCCUUCAAGACCCUUCUGAUUGCCUCUCUACGUGGACAGCUGAACAAGACAACUGCUGUGAAUGGAGUGGAGUGACCUGCAACAACCAAACAGGUGGUCAUGUCACAGAGCUUGAUCUGAUGGACUGUGGUCUUGUAGGUGAGAUUAGCCAUUCAUUGGUUAACUUAACCUACUUGAAUUAUCUUAAUCUUGACAUCAAUUCUUUUCAUGGAACCAUUCCUGCAAUCAUUGGUUCGUUGACUCAAUUAAGGUACCUUAACCUUUGCUUUAAUAAUCUUAAUGGAACCAUUCCCAGGUCCAUUGGUUCUUUGACUCAAUUAAGGCACCUUCGCCUUUCCUAUAAUUCUCUUUAUGGAACCAUUCCUCCAGAGUUUGGGAACCUCACCAACUUGCAAGUGCUUUUCCUUGGAGACGUUGGAAGGUGUAGAGUUGAGAACCUAGACUGGUUGUCUCCUCUAUCUCAUUUGGAGGUGCUUUUUAUGGAUGGGAUUUCACUAGCCAAAACAAAUCAUUGGGUAGAUGUUAUUCUGAGUCUUCGUAAACUCUUGUGGUUAAGUUUAUCGGGAUGUGAGCUGUCACAGGUCAUGUAUCCAUAUUCUUCUUCAUUUCUCAACUCUUCUUAUUCCUCAUCUAUUGAAUACCUUUCUCUUAGAAACAACAGUCUCACCUCAUCCAUGUAUCGUUGGUUGUUCCCAUUAACCAGCAAUAAGCUUUUCCAUCUUGAUCUUUCUAGCAACAUGUUAGAUGGGAUAUCCAAAUAUCUUGGUAACCUCUGUAGUUUGGAAACUUUGUUCUUCGAUAAUAACCCUGCUGUUGUCACAUUUCCUGAUUUUCUCAACAACUUGUCUGGAUGCACAUCGCUUUCAUUACAACGGUUGUAUGCUUCAGGAAGCCAAUUUACAGGGUCAUUGCCUGAUGACAUCCAAAAGUUUACAUCCCUAACAGGUCUGUCCCUCUCUGAGAAUCAGUUAAAAGGAACUAUAAGUAAGAAACUGUGGGAACUGCCCAAUCUUACAUAUCUUGAACUUUCUGAGAACUCACUCCAAGGAUUUCCUUCCUCAGAUUAUAUGUCAAACCUUCCUGAUAUAGAAUAUAUUGAUCUGAGCUCUUGCAAGCUAGGGCCUCGCUUCCCCAAAUGGAUUCAAAAAUUGAAAAAUCUUACAAUUUUUGAUAUUUCAAAUACUGGUAUUUCAGAUACCAUUCCUCUUGAGUUUUGGGACUCGUGGCCUUCCCGGUUAUCAUUCCUGAAUCUUUCUUCCAACAACAUAAGCGGGAAAGUACUAGAUCUCUCAUCAAAUUUUGACAGCAAUUCACGGAUAGAUUUAAGCUCCAACAGCUUUGAUGGUCCAAUAACUAAUGUCUCUUCCACUGUAGAAUUACUAAAUCUUUCCAGAAACAAAUUUUCUGGAGGAAUCUCCUUUUUAUGUGAGGUUGUCCAUGGCUUUUUAGUUAUUCUUGACCUCUCCCAUAACUUUCUAAGCGGACAAAUUCCAGACUGUUUGUGGCAUUUGAAAGAACUAAAAGUUCUUAAUUUAGAACACAAUAAUCUAUCUGGAAGGCUUCCUGCCUCUGUUGGAUCUAUGAUUAAACUUGAGGCAUUGGAUUUAUACAUGAAUGAUUUCUCCGAGGAAUUUCCUUUGUCUGUUAAGAAUUGCACGAGCUUAAAGUCAUUGAAUUUGGGGGCCAACAAGUUUUCUGGUAAUUUGCCUGUUUGGAUUGGGGAAAACUUAUCUGGGUUGUAUGUUCUUAUUUUAAGAUCAAACAACUUCUCUGGAAGCAUCCCUUUACAAUUAUGUCAAUUAGCAAGUCUUCAAAUUCUAGACUUGUCCGUGAACCAUUUCCAUGGAACCAUCCCCUCAUGUUUGAGUAAUCUUACGAUCAUGGUGCAACAAGGAUUCUCUCAAGCACAGAAUUUAGAUCCUAACAAUCCAUUAAUAAUAUAUUCAUAUAAUGUUGACCAUGUGAUGAUCCAGUGGCAAGGAACUGAACGUGAAUUCAUCAGAAGUAAUAUGAAGUUGUUGAGGAGCAUCGACCUGUCAAGCAACAACUUAACAGGGGAAAUCCCAUAUCAGAUCACCAAUCUUGAUCAACUGAUUGCACUGAACUUGUCAAAGAAUGCUCUUCUUGGAAAGAUUCCAUUGAACAUCAGUCAGAUGAAAAAUCUUUUAACUUUGGAUUUAUCUAGAAACAAGUUUUCAGGAGAAAUACCAUCAACCAUGUCUCAAAUGACCUUAUUGAGUUACCUAGACGUGUCAUGUAAUAACUUGUCAGGGAGAAUCCCAUCCAGCACACAACUUCAGUCCUUUGACCAUUCAAGAUACGAAGGGAACUUAGGGCUAUGCGGACUUCCCCUUACCAAAAAAUGUCCUGGAGAUGAAGAAUCGGGAAUACAACACAUCAUUGGUGAAAGUGAGGGUGAAGGUAUAGACGAACCUGAUGUAUGGUUCUAUAUUGGUGGGGCCAUUGGUUUCACUGUUGGAUUUUGGAUAGCAUGUGGUGCUUUGCUUCUCAACCGUCGUGGAAGAUACGCUUUUUUUAUGUUUCUUGAUAGCUUCGAAGAUUGGGUUUAUGUGAAGGUGGUGGUGUUCAUUGCAAAUUUGCAAAAAGACGAACAUAGAUAA
Molecule: messenger RNA, 2778 nt
Organism: Lactuca virosa
Lineage: Eukaryota; Viridiplantae; Streptophyta; Magnoliopsida; Asterales; Asteraceae
Source: the annotation of a GenBank genome assembly